GCGCAGUGGAUGCGUCGGCGGCGACCCUUCGGUCUUUUUCGGGAGGGGGCGAUGCUGAGAUGGGGGCGGCGGCAGCCGAAGCGGAUCGUACUCUCUUUGUGGGCAACCUUGAAACGAAAGUGACAGAGGAGCUCCUUUUCGAGCUUUUCCACCAGGCUGGGCCAGUAAUAAAAGUGAAAAUUCCAAAAGAUAAGGAUGGUAAACCAAAGCAGUUUGCGUUUGUGAAUUUCAAACAUGAAGUAUCUGUUCCUUAUGCCAUGAAUCUGCUUAACGGAAUCAAACUUUUUGGAAGGCCCAUCAAAAUUCAGUUUAGAUCAGGAAGUAGCCAUGCCUCACAGGAGGUCAGUUUGUCAUAUCCCCAGCAUCAUGUUGGAAGUUCAAGCCCUACUUCCACAUCUCCUAGCAGGUACGAAAGGACAGUGGAUAACAUGACUCCAUCAGCACCGAUAAUUCAAAGAUCUUUCUCUUCUUCAGAAAAUCUUCAGAGACACGCAGUGAUGAACAAUGUUUUGAGACAGAUGUCAUAUGGAGGGAAAUUUGGUUCUCCACAUCUGGAUCAGUCAGGAUUUUCCCCAUCAGUUCAGUCACAUAAUCACACUUUUAACCAGUCUUCAACCUCCCAGUGGCGCCAAGAUACACCAUUAUCACAGCGAAAAGUCAGACAGAAUUGUCAUCCCUAUGUAGUGGAUAGACAUUAUAGCCGUGAACAGCGUUACACUGACCAUGGGUCCGACCAUCAUUACAGAGGAAGCAGAGAUGAUUUCUUCUAUGAAGAGAGAAAUCACGAUGGCUGGAGCCAUGACUAUGAUAACAGAAGAGACAGUGGUAGAGAUGGAAAAUGGCGCUCGUCUCGACACUAACAAGUGUUAAAGGGAUGUUUUCAUAGGGUCAUUCUAGGCCCUUUUUGUUAAGUUGUUUCUGGGAAUGUUUUCUUAAACUCUAUAGAGCAGCUUUACAAGUUGCCACAUUUCUUUAUGAAAUUUUUAAAACCUAAUUGCAGUCCAAUACAGAAAUGAGAAUUGUGGUUCUAGUUUUAUUACAUUAAUAACCUUUCACCUCAGGGUUUUAAGAAGAGGAAAGGGUUUUAUGCUAAAGAAAGUGCCACAAUUCCUAAUCAUUUUAGACAGUUGAGGAAGGGAUGUAUUAUAUGGAUUAGUUGUAUUAUGAAGCAAAUAUUUUAAUUAUCUGUUAUCUUUUUGUAUUGCAAGAAAUUUCUUGUUAGGGAAUCAGAUUUUGGUGUAUAUAAUGGAAAACAUUCAAGUUGAUAGUCUGAAAUGACUCAGUAUUUUGUUACUAAAUGAGAAAAUGUAAAUUCAGUGAUUCAUUUUACUAACAUUUGAGAAAACCUUUUGGUCAAGUUUGGGGAUAAAUCAUAUUAUUUAACUUAGAGAACUUAAGUGUAAGUUCUGUGACAUGAUCUUGAGUUUUACUGUAAGUGAGCGUACAAGUAUACAUCUACACAUGCUGGUUCAUUAUAAAAUUUUAGAAUUUGCUCAUUAAAUCAUGUUUGAUGUAUGACUGAAGUCACUCAGGAAGUUAAAUAUCUCUAAAUGUAUUUUUUUUACAGUAAAAAUACAGUGUUAAUGUAAAUCUUUUUCUGGAAGAACAAAAAUGUAAAUGCAUAGUCAGAUAAAAUAGUAAAAUGUUUUACUGAAGGUAUUCUUUUUUGGGAAAAAAAGGUUCACGAAACCUUUAAGUGCUGCCUCUAUCACUCAAAUUUCUAAAAUUUUAACAUGUUCAAAGUGCAAGGGCACAUUUUAUUAUGGAGAUUGUACAGGGUUUUUUUGUUUUUGUUUGAACAUUUGAAAGAAUUUAGUCUAAAACACUUUGAUUUAAAAUUUUUAAAAUCUUGUUUAACAAAACUUUUAUGUAUCAAUAUGCCGUUUCCCUUUCAUUGUAGAACUUGUUUAUAAAAAUUCAUUCCUUGAAAAAUUUGGAUCCUUUUUAAUAUUAACCACAACAUUUGUACUAUGUUGCUUUUUAAUAUAUUGAAAACAAAAAGGAGGGGUGUGUCUUUUUUUUUUGACAUCACUAACAUUGUACACAAAAAGCUAGCAGCAUACUUUUAUUCAGUGAUUGCAUGGUGUUAAUUUAGAGUAUCCUGAAAUAUACCUUUUGAACAUAUCAAACUUAUAUUUUAGAAUCAGAUUUUCAGUAACACAUGGUUUAUGUUUCUGAGCACUGUAAACUAAUUUAGUUACUCUCCCUAGUCUCUAGGAGUUUGUACAUUUGGUUUUCUCUGUUUCUAAAUGCAUGUAGCUUUUCUGAGUCCACCUAAAUGGAGCUAGCUAUCCCAAUUACUCAGCACAGAACCUUAAAAUCAAGUUUCUCUUUGCUUAAGCAGUUUCAUAGUAGAAGGAUUUGUUUCCAAUGAGCCUGUUACUUUCAGGUGUCUUACCUAUAUGAAAAUUUACUCAGUAGCAUUUGUAGAUAUUAACAAAGAUUAAUACUGCUUUAUUGCAACUUAUCUGUGGCUCAGAUGUGUUGGUAUUGAUUCACAGGUGACCCUGGUCCAGAAUAAUUUUUUUCUUUUUUAAUGGUUUUUGGGACACCCCUUGUGAGGUUCCAGUGAGUCUUUUUCACUUCAUUCUCAUCCAGUUGAAAGUAACCAAACUAAAUAUAUGUACUGUGUAAAGAGAUAGAACAAGACAGCCACAAAGAAUUGAGUAUAGCUGGUGAGACAAUUCACCGAGGUAUUGAGAGCUGCAGGAGUAGAAAGGAAGAGUGUUUUUAUGGAAAGCAGCUUCUCCCAGAGUGUUCCAUGAAACAGUACUCACAAGGUGUUCUGCAAAAAUAACAGGGUUCUGUAGUCAAAUAUGUGGUAAACAUGUACUAUCUAACACUGUGACUUUCUCUUAAUGAGAAAGUGCCAUAAAGCUGACAAGUGCUGCAGUAAUGUUUAUACCUAACAGUACUUUUUGAACUUACUUGACCCUUGUUUUACCCUUUUAUACAUAAUACAUUAAGAUCUCCCCAAAGAAUCUCUGACUCCAUCCAAUCAGUCAUCAGAAAAUUUUAUACCACUUUCUGAUUACGUUGUGUAGGCCCAUCUUAUCUGUAUCCACUGCCACCAUCCUAGAAUGGGCAAUCAUCAUCGCAACAGGGUUAUUCCAACAGCACCCUAAUGUUUACGUACCAAUUUAUGUAUUCCUAUAGUAUUCCCUGUAUUUCUCUUACAGCCUUUUUAUUGCAUUAAAAUUUUAUUUUUACUUGUAUCUCUCUAGAUGUCUCCAUGAAGUCCAGGACCUCAUCUUUUUCACCACUGAAUUCCUAGUAUUCAGUGCCUGGCAUAUAUAUAAUACAUGUUAAAUUUUUGAUGAAUAAAUGGAGGAACAUUUGUCAAAUAAUUGAAUGAAGAAAGGAGGCUUCAACACUGAAAACUUCUUUGGUGUGGAUUUCCGAACCCUGAACCAUCAUUGCAUCCUAUUGUAAAAAUUGUAACACAACAUACUGUGCCUUUAAUACACUCUAGAAUUCUAUUUGUUUUUCAAAUUUUUAAGAAGUUAUUGGAUCUGUAUUCAUGAGGUUUUCUUAAAAUAAUUGUUUACCUCAGUUGGGUUUUGGAAUUGUGGUUCUGUUAGUUUUGUAGAAUGAAUUUAUAUCUUUUUUUGUU
Balaenoptera musculus (blue whale) is the source of this 3613-nucleotide messenger RNA. RefSeq names its product RNA binding motif protein 7 (gene RBM7). Bases 60 to 860 code for a protein of 266 amino acids. Gene Ontology annotation, biological process: regulation of alternative mRNA splicing, via spliceosome. The transcript has 5 exons. Gene Ontology annotation, molecular function: single-stranded RNA binding. Gene Ontology annotation, cellular component: nucleus. NCBI's taxonomy places the organism in Eukaryota, Metazoa, Chordata, Mammalia, Artiodactyla, Balaenopteridae. The record is from RefSeq and is a predicted model, not a curated record.